Messenger RNA from Colletotrichum truncatum, 1764 nucleotides. Lineage: Eukaryota; Fungi; Ascomycota; Sordariomycetes; Glomerellales; Glomerellaceae. The record is from RefSeq and is a predicted model, not a curated record.
AUGCUUUCCAAAGCGUCACUCGUGGCCAUCACGGCUCUCCUGGCUGGAACCCAAGCAGCCAACCCGUGCCCUCCCCAAGGCCAAACCCUUCCCUCCACGAACUCCCCUAGCUCAUCGACAAUUGUAAAAGAGACCCUUUUGAAGGUCAAGGAGUCUCUAGUAAACUUCACAUCCGCAGAUGCCCUCAACAGUACUGGUAUCGCCAUCGGUAUCAAGUCCAUUCACGAAGACGCUCCUCUUUUCGAGUUCUAUCACACCCCGGCCAUCGCCGAGGCCAGCAGCACAAAGGAAGUCACAAUUGAUACCGUUUUCCGUGGCGGCAGCAUUACCAAGCUCUUCACCGUGCUCGCCGCCCUUCAAAACUGUAAUAUCAAGGGCAGCGAUCCCGUCACCAAGUACCUACCUCGGCUGAAGAAAGAGGACCUCAAGACCGAGGAUGGUGCCACAUUUAACCUCAUACCCUGGGACCAGAUUACCGUCGAAGACCUAGCAUCUCACGUUUCUGGCAUUGGAGGCGAUAGUAAGUUCCCAUUUUCUCAUACCAAAGCAGCAGAGCUGACAAGACCAGUUGCGACCGAUUUGGCCAUCUUCGAGAAAUUCCCCUGGAAAGCCAUGGGCCUUCCCUCAGUCGCCAACGAUACACGUCCCAAGUGCUCUGGUCUGCAGGGAACGAAAGCCUGCACGACUGACGACCUUCUUGACGCCGUCAACAAGAAGCCCCUUGUGUUCCGCCCGCAUACCAUGCCCGUCUACUCCAACAUCGGUAUCUCCCUGCUCGGUCUCAUCGUCGAGGCCGCCACCAACAAAACCUACAAUAACGUCAUCACGGAGACUAUCCUCAAGCCUCUAGGUCUAAGCAACACCUCCAUUACCGGACCUGACUCGGACGCCUGGGGUUUUAUCCCCAAGAGCGAGCCCACUUGGGGUGGCGAUCUAGGAGUUUUCGCUUCCGCCGGCGGCAUCUACACAAACACGCGCGACAUGCUCACCUUCGGCACGGCAGUCCUCUCCAACAAACUCUCCAUCGACUCCAAGUCAUGGCUCAAGCCGCGCGGUUUCACCAACGCGGCAGGCUACUCCAUCGGCGCCCCCUGGGAAAUCCUCUCCUCCACUACGCUCCUCCCCUACGGCGUACCCAUCCACGUCUACACCAAAACCGGCGACCUGGGCCUCUACUCCAACGUCGUCGUCCUCAUCCCGGACUACGACGUGACCAUCUCCGUCCUCACCGGCGGCCCGGCUUCUAAGCAGUUCUCCUUCCCUACGAGGCUCAUCUCCCCCGUCAUCUCCGCCUUGAUCCCCGCCCUCGAACAGGCGAACAAGGAAGCCGCCGAGGCCGCGUUCGCCGGAACCUACGCCGAUCCCGAGACGAACUCGACAGUCACACUGUCCGUCGACGACGGCCCCGGCCUGUCUCUCACCGACUGGAAGGUCCGCGGCAUCGACGUCCUCCCCAACAUCCCCAACUACAGCGCCUCAGCCGACAUGAAAGCCCACAACGUCUCCGCAAGAAUUUACCCGACAAACAUCAAGUAUGGCGGCAGCUGGUCGUGGCGCGCUGUUUACAAGAACCAUGACAACGAGGAGAUUGUCAACGACGUGUUCUUUCCUCAAGCCGGAUGCCAGACCUGGGGCCUUAUCGACCGCAGUACUUACAACUACCUUGCCUUUGAUGACUUCGUUAUUUCUAUUGGAGAGGAUGGUGCUUCCAAGAGCAUAUCGCCAAGGCCAUUUGGCGUGACUCUGAACAAAGUCAAGGCCUAA